Messenger RNA from Arabidopsis lyrata subsp. lyrata, 962 nucleotides. Its product is annotated as UPF0725 protein At2g19200-like. The record is from RefSeq and is a predicted model, not a curated record. NCBI's taxonomy places the organism in Eukaryota, Viridiplantae, Streptophyta, Magnoliopsida, Brassicales, Brassicaceae.
UAUUCAGUUCGUUUACGCCAAUGAUCAUCCGCACAAUCCUCGUCGUUUAAUAGUCCUCCUUUAUGCUAAGUUGGGCCUUCAUCGUUACAAUUUUGUCCAUGGGAAAGACUUGAAGCUCAGUAGCAUAUCUACAUACCUCAAGUCCUCGGGUGUUACUAGUGCUACCUCUUACCGCAUAACUUUCGAUGCCAAGGAUCCUCGAGAUACCAGUGGUUCCCUUCAAACUUUUCAAACUCAUGUUAAUGAAAGAAGUUAUGGCAGCUUCCUUUCAACGUGCACUAUUGCUUGUCCUUUAGGUGAAGUUACCAUAGGUGGUGAAACCAAUAGAGUCAGCUUGCAUUCUUUCAUGCCUGAGUUGCCGACAGUGAAUCCUUUUCAAGAUGAUACAGACCGAUUUUACGUGUUGCCACAACUAAAAUGGACCAUAUAAAACACGGUCUGGCCAAUUAAGAUUCUGAGAGUGGCUCUGGACACUACACCAGACCCAAGUCGUCCCUCUGAAAAGGGACUUGACGCCUAUGAUGCAAUUUUCUACAUUAGGUACACAGACUCAUGCAAGGCUCGGGCUGGUGAGGAUGUCGAUCGCGUUGCUAUAGUCAGAAGAAUCUGGGAUGAGAAGCCGGAAGUCUUUAGAAUCGUGGGUUGCACUGAGAGCUUCGGAUCAUUAGGGAACGGUGAAUCCACCACGUCUCGGGAGACAGUUUUGCCUGGCUCGAAGGACAUAGAUUCGAUGGGACAAUGACAUGAUGGUUUCGACGGACAUGGUGGGUCGUACUCAGAGCUCACAAACCUUGGAAGCUGGCUCGUCGUCUGCACUAGACUAACCAAUUUGAAUAUGUGGAUCAGAAUAAUAAACCCAUCGUUGGUUGACCAAGUUAUUUGGUGCCUUAGGAUUGUUAUAUAUGUGGAUUUCUUUUUGUGAAACUUUGUGUAGUUUUUAAGUGUGUUGUUCUGCUUGAAUA